Messenger RNA from Protopolystoma xenopodis, 876 nucleotides. The record is from the annotation of a GenBank genome assembly. NCBI's taxonomy places the organism in Eukaryota, Metazoa, Platyhelminthes, Monogenea, Polystomatidea, Polystomatidae.
UUGUGCUUAGAAAUCCCUUGGCCUCCUCUACUCGAUGAGCCUGACUCUAUUAACCUUGAGCCUGAGACGAAUUCUUCGGAGGUCAGGAACUCUACUAUCGUAACAAGUGAAGACUUGCUUCUAUCGGCUUCAUUUCAAACCGUCAAUGAAGGUCUGAUACCACCUGAUCCAGACUCGCUCGAUAAGACUCCGUCCCGACAGGAGCCACUAUUCUCACUCUCUCAAUCUCUCGAAGCGCUAAAUCUUUCCAAUUCUCUUGUCCUGUGCCAAUCCUCAGACGGUGUAUCCCUCUCUUAUAGACCUUCAGUUGAAGCUUCAUUGAAAAUGCGUGAGCCUUUAUUUGCAGCUGGGUCUACUCCUCGGACAGAAGGUAGCCAUUAUCAUUCCCGAACAGACACGAAUUUGCUCCUGAAAAGCUCUCCACCAACCCUGGUAACAGAGUCAGACUGUCAGGGGUCUUCGGUAGGACAUUUGAAAUCCAUUUGCAAUUAUGAUAAUAUGAUUGAUGCAAUAGUAUCACCUGACCAUGAUCGAUCUCGCUUAUUAAGUGAAACUCCUGAGGGACUAACACUUUCUAAAAAGAAACAGAUGCUACGUUCAUAUGAAAGCCUCAUAUCCUCAUUAACAACAGACGUAGAAGUCCUCAUGAGCCUGCGUGCAAAGCAAUUCAUCUCUAGCCUUCUAUCACGUCAGCCCUCUCGGCGACUCGAAUUCAUAAAACAUGUUCGUUCCGAACCUUUUUUGUCUCAACUAAAUCUUGAUUGGGAUAGACUAUAUGAAAGGGAUAUGCCAUUUAUUCCUAAGCCAGAUGAUCCCGAGGAUACCACCUAUUUUGAGCUGUUAAUUACUUCUGUCUAUAUUGACUCAUUCACUUAG